AUGCUUAGGAAGCAGUUCCCGCUGGGCCAGAACACAGUAAGACAUGUAUCGAGUACCAUCACAUUCACACUGGUCAAUCGUGCUCCUACAAUCCCCAUACUGAUGGUAGUUCCCAAUGCCCUGACCAAACUUAAGGUACCCCUUCUCAAAUCUCCACUGCAUUUGGGUCAUGCUACAUCUCGGGUCAACCGUAUGUACAAUGAAGAUAGAUAUAGUGCACAGGUAUUAUCACUUCCGAAUGAUCGUACGGUAUUUAACUUUGGCAUAUAUGAUGGUCAUGGGGGUGAUAACUGCUCCGAAUAUAUUUCUACCCAUCUCCCUAGUAAAGUGGAAAGAGUUGACGAGCUUUGUCAAGUUACUGCUCAACAGGAUAAGUUAUUUGCCGCUUAUCGGGAUAAUGUUGGAGGAUAUUGGAAAAGAUGGUACAAGCAAAAGAAAAACCAUGUUAAAACAAUGAAAGAACGAUGUUUAGAUAUUAAUUUAAGACAGUUCCCUGAAUUGGAGAAUGAUUUACCUUUAAGAUUGCCAAUGUCAUAUUUAGAGACUGAUUAUGACUUUUUACUGCAUACUGACAAUAAUGAUGGAGGUUCUACAUGUACUUCGGUAUAUCUUGAGACCAUUUUCUCUGAACCUGGAGAUUUUAAACCUGUGUUUGAAGACUAUUACUUUAAUAGAAACACCAUAAACGUCUUAACGGUAGCGCACGUGGGGGAUACUAAGUGUAUAUUGGUUGAUAGUGAAGGACUAGCACAUCCAUUAACACAACCACAUCAUCCAUCUAACCCAAAUGAAAAUGAAAGACUUCGGAGAUUUGCACUGGCAUUAUUUAUGAUGGAUUCCUUUGGAGAAGAACGACUUAUCUCUUUGGCCAACACUCGAGCAUUUGGUGAUGUUAAUUUCAAAGAGAUCGGAGUUAGUGCGGAGCCUGAAGUUACCCAAUUAGUCAUUGGUGAUAAACUGACUAUUCAUAAGAAAUUAACCAAAAGAGAAAUAGACAAUUACACUAUAGGAGGAGGAGAUGAAUCGUUCUUAAUUCUAUGCACAGAUGGAGUAACGGAUGUACUAACGGAUCAAGAAAUCGCCGAUAUAGCAAUGGCUAACUUUAACAAUCGAGGUCAUAAGGUCGCUACUCCACAAUUUUGUGCUGGAGAAGUGAUUAAGUUUGUAGAAUACGUUGGAGGAGAUGAUAAUGCCACUUGCUUGAUAGUUAGGCUCAAUGGAUGGGGAAAAUGGCCUACUAUAGACCGUACAGGGUCUCUUAGACAAGAUAGACUUGAUAAUUUCCAGCCUAAGGGAAGGUCAUAA
Lizanozyma spartinae is the source of this 1305-nucleotide messenger RNA. RefSeq names its product type 2C protein phosphatase (gene PTC6). The transcript has a single exon. NCBI's taxonomy places the organism in Eukaryota, Fungi, Ascomycota, Pichiomycetes, Serinales, Debaryomycetaceae. Gene Ontology annotation, biological process: protein dephosphorylation. The coding region runs from base 1 to 1305 and encodes 434 amino acids. The record is from RefSeq and is a predicted model, not a curated record. Gene Ontology annotation, molecular function: protein serine/threonine phosphatase activity.